AUGCUUUUCUAACUUCAAUAAGUGAAAUUAAAAUAAAAUCAAAUAGAACUUAGACUCAAUUAGGAAUUAAAUAUUAAAUAAAUAGAAUCAAUAUUCAUCAUUUAGACAAUAAAAAUUAUUAACUAUUUAUUAGGUGAAAACUAAUUAAUUAAUAUUUCUCUUUGGUUCUAAAUUAAAGAUCAAAUUUAUAAUUUCAUCUUAAGUGAUGUUUACAUUCGAACAAACAAAUACUACCCUAUUCUUCGAUAAGCUGAACCAACUGGGUCAUUGAGGGAGCACUAAAUUUUGAAAUCUUUAAAGGUAAACACAAAAUCUUAGUUUUAUCAUCUUAAUACGAAUGUGAGUAAAUAAAUAAUAUGGUAAUAUAUAAUAAUUAUUAACUUGUUAAAUAAAAGUUAAAUAUUAUUUAGAUAUAUAAUUGUUUUGUAUUAAAAAUUUUAUUAUCUUUUUAACUAAGAUUUUUAUAAGACUUAUUUAAAUUUUAAAUCUGUUGGCAGAUAUAUAUGUUUAUUAUAUUUAUCAUAAAUUAGUAUCUAACAAUUAAUUUUUCAUGGAUUUAAUUAAUAAAUUCAACCAUUCUUAUAUUUUGUUAACUCACUAUUUUUUUAUUUGACAGAGUGA
Molecule: messenger RNA, 621 nt
Organism: Tetrahymena thermophila SB210
Lineage: Eukaryota; Ciliophora; Oligohymenophorea; Hymenostomatida; Tetrahymenidae
Exons: 1
Source: RefSeq, a predicted model, not a curated record